AUGUCAGUUUCGCAGGUCAGAGUGAUGCCGUCCUAUCAACCAUUCCAAUGUCUUGUCUGCCAAAGUCGAUUUACUCGACAUGAGAACCUCAAGCGACAUUCAACGCUACAUUCCCGCUCUCAUGCUGAAGCGUCGCUCCCCUGCGACUUUUGCCACGCUACCUUCUCCCGUCCCGACUUGCGCAAUCGCCACAUGAAGAGGAAACAUCCAGAGCAUGAGCAGCACCGAAGUACCAAGAGGACACGACGCCAAACAGCACCCAGACAAGACAGUCUGCAUUCUUCUGCAUCGCCGACAGCGGUCUCACCUGUAGGAAGUCAUGGUGGCUUUCCUUCUCCCGGAACCCUGCGUUUGAGUCCAGGAGAUGAGAGGAGCUUCAGCAGUGAUGCGAUCUGGCGCCCAGUGAUGCAGCAUCAGCUGCAACAGCAGCAGCAGUUUGACCGUGCCCAUCCCGCGGAAAUUCCAAAUAUUGCUACGCCAAGGACUGGGGUAGCCGAGACACAACCGACAAAGGGCCCGUUACAAAGACAAUCGACAACGAGCGAUUCUGUUCUCAUCGAUCAGAUUGUCCAGGACGCUACAGAUCUGGAGCGGAACUUACUAUUAGGGGCAUCCUUUCCGAGGCACACCAACCACCUUGACAACCAAAUAUAUCCGAUCCUGGCCACACAAGCCGAGCCAGCUGAUACGAGUCUAGCUGAGUACAGUUUCAACCACUCGAUUUUGGAUAGAUUGUCGCCAAAUGACAUCCCCCAACUCCAAGACGAUUGGGCCCCGACUGCCUUACAAAUGUCACGAGGCUGCAAUAUAUUUUUCGCCUCAGUCUCUCACUUCCUCCCCUUUCUCCAUUCGUCAACUUUUGAUCCAACACAAGCUGCUCCUCAUUUGGUGCUCAGUAUGCUUUGCCUAGCCUAUCAAUAUGGUGAGGACCCAGAAUGUGGGGACCAAGAAGGCUCAGGCGAAAGCUUUUCUAUACGUUGCUUUCAUAAGGCUCGAGCUCUCCUUGCUUCUGAAGAAGAGAGGUCCGAUGCUUCAACAAUGAUCACCACUCUGGUCCAAUCAUACUUGCUCCUUCAAAUAUGUGCCAUGAUGUACCUUUGCGGCGACAAUUCAGCAUGUGGUCUCAAGAUGCAUUCGCAUAUGAUCUCGCUGGCUCGCACUGGCCGAAUGACACAACCGAUGACUGUUGAAUCUGGUGCGACCGCAGAUUUGGAGUCAUUAUGGCGGGAAUUUGUCAAAGCUGAGUCGCACAAACGGACCCUUUUCGCAGUGCAUCAAAUCGACGCGCUAUGGUACCAAUUCCUUUCUAUUCCUCGCUCAAUCUCACACCUGGAAAUCAAGCAUGAUAUGCCCUGCCCAGAAGACCAAUGGUCAUCAUCCUCUGCUGCCGAAUGGGCCCAUCGACAACUUGUUGCAAGAAAUACCGGCCCCUCGGUCACGUACACCGAUGCUGUUCGACGCUUCCUUUCCUCUGAUGAGGACAUCGUAUCCCUUCCGGCAUUUGAUCCAUACGGCGCCAUUAACAUUGCGCAAUUUCUGAUCUCUAGCGCCCGGGAAAUCUCAGGAUGGUCUACCAUGACGGGAAUGCUCAGUAUGGAACGAUUCGGCGCAUUAAAAACAUCCCUCAUCGCACUUAACCCGUUCAUCUGCCCCGGCAAUCACACGGCGCAAACAAAUCAUGCGACUCCAUGUGCUGCAACUUGGGAGACUGCCAUGAUCGAGCUGCAGAUGUGGUCACCAUCUCAUACCGGCGGGAUUGUGGAAGGAAGUAUAGAUGCCGUUCUCAGUCAUUCAACAUACCUAGGGCCGUCGCAGUUCCUGUGUGAUAUCAACACGGCAAAGGCUAUACAACCACAUGUCAACUGGUUCCUACGAUAUCUCGAUGAGACGCUCGUACUGGACUUCGAAGCCCCAUGGGUUACUUUGUAUGCGUAUAAAGCCUUUUUGAUUGCCUGGCAGCUAAUGCAUGUUGGUGUACCUGGCGCAAUGGACACCGUGGGCGUCCAUGAUGCUGAUAUGGAGGGAGCUCUGAUGUGGGCGCGAAAGGUAUUUCAGCGAAGGCAGAAAUGGCAGCUUGGGAAACUCAUCUUGUCAUGUUUGGAUGAGUUAAACAAAUGA
This is a messenger RNA of Penicillium mononematosum, 2118 nucleotides long. RefSeq lists its product as uncharacterized. The transcript has a single exon. The record is from RefSeq and is a predicted model, not a curated record. Bases 1 to 2118 code for a protein of 705 amino acids. Gene Ontology annotation, cellular component: chromatin. Gene Ontology annotation, molecular function: zinc ion binding; RNA polymerase II cis-regulatory region sequence-specific DNA binding; DNA-binding transcription factor activity, RNA polymerase II-specific. Lineage: Eukaryota; Fungi; Ascomycota; Eurotiomycetes; Eurotiales; Aspergillaceae. Gene Ontology annotation, biological process: regulation of transcription by RNA polymerase II; DNA-templated transcription.